Molecule: messenger RNA, 1553 nt
Organism: Carassius carassius (crucian carp)
Lineage: Eukaryota; Metazoa; Chordata; Actinopteri; Cypriniformes; Cyprinidae
Product: synaptotagmin-4-like
Exons: 5
Coding region: 223-1551 (442 amino acids)
Biological process (GO): calcium-ion regulated exocytosis; regulation of calcium ion-dependent exocytosis; cellular response to calcium ion
Cellular component (GO): synapse; membrane; axon
Molecular function (GO): calcium ion binding; phosphatidylserine binding; calcium-dependent phospholipid binding
Source: RefSeq, a predicted model, not a curated record
GCUCGGUAUCAGUGCUCAGGGCAGUUGGUCAGAAGUGCGUCAGAAGCGAUGAACUCAUCGGAGGGGAGGGGACUGGAGAGGCGUCGCUUGUCAGACUUAUAGCGCAGCGAGUAUCAGCACUGGGUGGCCAAAGACGGGCGAGUUUAACGCGCAGUGAAGAAUCGUGAGAGGCAGCGCGAGCCGAAAGCAUCUUUUCAGGACCUUGGACAGAGCGCGUGCACAAUGGCACCACUGACGACAGAAGAAGCACAUAUAGCGGAGGUUCCUGUGAGCGUGGCGGUGGUGAGUGUGUUUGGCCUGGUCUUCAGUGUCUCCAUCUUUGCAUGGAUUUGCUGUCAGCGCAAAGCCAACAAGGCUAGUAACAAGACCCCACCCUAUAAGUUUGUCCACAUGCUGAAGGGGGUUGACAUCUAUCCUGAGAGUCUGAAUGGAAAGAAGAAGUUUGGAGGAGAAAAGACACCAGAAGCCAAUGGAAAACAGACCCUCAGUCCCAGCGGUGGACGGCCAGAGCUCCAUCUGGACCUGGAGAAACGAGAUCUUAAUGGUAACUUCACUUCCAAGCCACCAACCCUCCAACUCAAAGUGCGUAGUUCCCCAGACCUGGACAUCCCAUCUCUUCAGGCUGGCUUUGGGCCAGGUGAUAAUCAGGAGGCUAGCACUCCAGAAAGCAUUCUGUCCAGUCAGACACAAACACCGGCUGUGGAGAAAUCUAAGGACAAAGAGGGUGGCCUCGGAACCCUCCACUUUUCGGUUGAGUACAACUUUGAGAAGAAGGCUUUCAUGGUUCACAUUAAGGAGGCACAUGGAUUGUCUCCCACGGAUGAACAAUCAUUGACCUCUGACCCCUAUAUCAAGCUGACCUUGCUGCCUGAGAAGAAGCACAAGGUGAAGACACGUGUUUUGAGGAAGACUCUUGACCCAGCCUUCGACGAGACCUUCAGCUUCUAUGGAAUCCCAUAUGCACGGGUUUCCCAACUGGCUUUGCAUUUCAUGGUGCUGAGUUUCGACCGCUUUUCACGAGAUGAAGUGAUCGGAGAGACCCUCGUUCCUCUGACUGACAUUGACCUGUCUGAGGGGCGCAUCCUCAUGAGUCGAGACAUUAUUAAAAGGAAUGUCAAGAGGAGUGCUGGUCGAGGAGAGCUGCUUCUGUCCCUGUGUUAUCAGUCAACCACAAGUACUCUGACUGUGGUGGUACUGAAAGCCCGCCACCUGCCCAAGACUGACUCCAAUGGACCUUCAGACCCUUAUGUAAAGGUGAACCUGUUCCAGGGGAAGAAGCGAGUGUGUAAGAAGAAGACACACGUGAAAAAGUGUGCCCCCAACCCCGUCUUCAACGAGCUCUUCGUUUUCGACCUGCCCUCGGAAGGUGGCCUGCGAGACACCAGCGUGGAGCUCCUCCUGCUGGACUCCGACAGGACAUCCCGUACACCUGUCAUUGGCCGGCUCCUCCUGGGCACCUCCUCCCCUGGCACUGCUGGCGAGCACUGGCGCGAGAUCUGCGACCACCCGCGGCGACAGAUCGCUAAGUGGCACGCGCUGUCCGAAGACUAGCU